UCAGUUUUCUGUGUUGCAGUGACACUUUGAUAAACGGUGUGCAGUUGCCGGCAAUCGUGUUGAAUAGUUGAUUAUAUCGAAACGUUUAAUUUGUUGGAAAUAGGAGCUCACUGUCGAAGUUGAAUAAGCAGGCGCCAUGAAAUAAUAGUAACGUUAUGUGGACAUUGUCAAAUGAGUUUGGGUUAAGUCUUAUUUAGUAAUUGUAUAGCAAAUUACUCUUAAGAAUUGCAAAUAUUGUGCUGUCAUGGAAAAUAAGGAAAGUGAGAUUGUGCUGCUUAUUUUACUUGGUUUGCCAGCUAGUGGCAAAACAACAUUAUCAAAAGUGUUGAUGAAGUUGAGUGGCGACGUUAAUGUUUCUGGAUCCGUGGGUGAAAAAAAUCACAGUAUAAUUCAUAUUUGUUAUGAUGCAUUAGUGCCACUACUUUCGCUUGAACAAACUAAGUGGAGUGAAACUCGUAAGAAGGUUGUUUUCGUAGUUGAAAAUAUUAUUUGCCUCCUGAAAACACAGAACUAUUCAGAACUAGACGACUACUUGCAGUGUAUGCAAAUAGAGAAGACCAAAAGGCACAUUUCACAAGCUACAAAUGAAACUACAAUGGUCCUCAUAGAUGACAAUAUGUAUUACAGUAGUAUGCGGUAUGAAUAUUUUAAAAUGGCAAGAAAAUAUACAAUAAGUUUUGCAGAAAUCUGUUUACACUGUUCAGCAGAGGUGGCUUGUAGUCGCAACUCGCAGAGAUCAGAUGAUCGUGUGGCACAAGAUACUAUUAUUAGAAUGGCAGGAAAACUGUGCUGCCCCAGUAAGAAAAAUUCGUGGGAGAAAUGGUUCUGUUGUCUCUCUUCAGAAUCGCCAUUUGAUAAGAGAGAUGCACAAGCUGCAUUCCGGGUUAUAGAGGAUAGCCUUAAGGAACCAGUUUUACCUGUGAAUAAUGAAGAUGAUGAGAAUGCACAUAAAAAAUGUGCUCCUAAUCUCAUUCAUGAAGCUGAUAUUGCUCUGCGGAAAGUUAUAGGUAGUAAAAUAAAGCAACUAUCUGCAAGCACUGCUACUGGUAAAAAUAAGCAAUCCUUAAUUUUAAAGAAACAGUUACUCCUACAAGAAUUGAAAAGUGGUGUUCUGGAGGUGCCAGAAGCCAUAUAUAAAAUGUUUGAUACCAGAAGUGAUGAACUGCAGGAAGAAUUACAACAGUGGUGGCUAACUUUUUUUUUAUGAGGAGUGUUUAGGUCCAAUACAGUAAAUGCAACUGUGAGAACUGGCAGAAAGCACUGGAAACACAGGUUCAUCACUUCGAGAAGCAGUUAUUGGGGUAGUGAUACAUAUAUGCCAAACACUACCGCAUCAAGCGUGUCUGUCUGCUCUGAAAAGCAAUUUCUUUUAUUGCAGAGAAUUGAAGGUGAAUCUAUCCACUGUUGUGAAGAAGAAUGUUGACUUAAGUGCCAGCAUUGGAACUGGAAUUGUAAAAUGGUGGAAAUGGUAGAGGAGAAAUGCUUUUGGAUUAUAUGGGGAUAUAUAAACCAUUGGAAGUGUUUGACAGAUGCAUACACAAACACAGAUGUAACAAAUGAUAAAAAUUCCAUCUAAGUAUCGAAGAAUGGGUAGCAAUUGCUGGUUUUGCUGUGACUAGCCAACAAGCUGGGCUUCGAUCAGGGGCGAAAACUUGUAUAUACUGCAAUGACCUUUAAGACAAACUAGACUGUGACAAUGGAACAUUACAUUAAAAAACAAAUGACCAUUGAAGAAAUUCC
This is a messenger RNA of Schistocerca nitens (vagrant locust), 1740 nucleotides long. It is a transcript of the gene Pstk, whose product is annotated as L-seryl-tRNA(Sec) kinase. Lineage: Eukaryota; Metazoa; Arthropoda; Insecta; Orthoptera; Acrididae. The transcript has 4 exons. Gene Ontology annotation, molecular function: kinase activity; tRNA binding. Bases 245 to 1207 code for a protein of 320 amino acids. The record is from RefSeq and is a predicted model, not a curated record.